Molecule: messenger RNA, 951 nt
Organism: Trichomonas vaginalis G3
Lineage: Eukaryota; Parabasalia; Trichomonadida; Trichomonadidae
Product: protein serine/threonine kinase protein
Exons: 1
Coding region: 1-951 (316 amino acids)
Biological process (GO): protein phosphorylation
Molecular function (GO): ATP binding; protein kinase activity
Source: RefSeq, a predicted model, not a curated record
AUGGAACCUGAAGAAGAGGAAUUCUUUUUAAAACAUAAUUUAGAAUGCCUUGAUGUAAUAGCAAUUGGGGGAUAUGGAAUAAUUUACCUUGUCUACUCACAUCUUUAUAAAACAAAAUUUGCAAUGAAAAUGAUAACCAAAGAAGAUUUUAAACCGAUAGAAAUUCAAUGUCUGAUGUCAAUUGAUGAUCCUCAUAUUAUCCGACUUUACCAGCACUUUAAGUUUAAUGAUUCAAUUUAUUUAUUGAUGGAAUAUUGUCCAACAGAUUUAGAGAAAAUGCUAAUAAAUUCCAAGUCAAUAUCCCAUGAUGAUAUGAUGCGAUAUAUCCAGGAUGUAAUACUUUGUGUUAGAGCUUGCCAUCAACAUAAUAUUGCCCAUUGUGAUAUUAAACCCGGAAACUUUUUAAUUGAUAGUUAUGGACGAAUUAAAAUAACAGACUUCGGGAUGUCUAUAAUUCACAAACAGUCUCAAAACUAUAAAUCUUACCGAGGAACCAGAUUGUGCAUGGCUCCUGAAAUAAUGAAAAAACAAGAAUAUAACCCAAUCAAGGCUGAUAUCUGGGCUCUUGGUGUUACAAUUUAUUUCAUGGCUACCAAGCGUUAUCCAUUUUCAGCAGAUUGCAUUGAAGAAAAAAUUAUUCAGUGCCGAUAUGAUGAGUCAUUAGUUUCUGAUCCACUUCUCAGACAAGUGAUCCAAUCGUGCUUAAAUGUUGAUCCAGAACUCAGAUUUUCUGAAGAUCAGCUUCUAUCAUUACCUUACUUUCAAAGCAAUAUCGAUGAAAAGGGUGAAAAUAAAUCAAUUAGAAUAUCUAAAACAAGAACCAAUUUGAAAAUGAUCAUUAAGACACCGUAUAGAGGCACAUUAAAGAGAUAUGCAGCAAAAUCUUUUGUUGUGAAUUCAAAGCAAGAUUGUCUUAGUCUUUCUAACAAAAGAAUUAUUUCAAAAAUAUAG